Argentina anserina (silverweed cinquefoil) is the source of this 1693-nucleotide messenger RNA. RefSeq names its product serine/threonine-protein kinase STY13-like. The record is from RefSeq and is a predicted model, not a curated record. Gene Ontology annotation, biological process: signal transduction; protein phosphorylation. The coding region runs from base 223 to 1467 and encodes 414 amino acids. Gene Ontology annotation, molecular function: ATP binding; protein kinase activity. The transcript is spliced from 3 exons. Gene Ontology annotation, cellular component: cytoplasm. Lineage: Eukaryota; Viridiplantae; Streptophyta; Magnoliopsida; Rosales; Rosaceae.
AAAAAAAAAGGAAAGCGUGAGAAGAGGGAGAAGAGAGAGAGAGAAACGAAGACUGGGGAAGAAGAGGUCUUCGACUCUUGGUGUUGUGGAUUUCAUUCGAUCUCUCAGCAAUCCAUCCUCGAUUUAGGAAUUCGAGAAAGACUUAGUUAUAGUUUAAGCAGUUAUCUGAUGUUGAACAUUUAGGGCAACUGGCAAGGUUGUGCUUUUGUAUUGGAGUCGGAAAUGUUGGAUGCAAAGUACACCGGAAUUAUAGGUCUAAACAACAAUGAUAACAACUACUACGAUUUGUCUCAAGUCUUUUACCACAAACUCCACGAGGGUGAGGGUACAAACAUGUCCAUGGACAGUAUGCAAACCAGCAUUGAUGGAGGCUCUGUUGCCAUGUCCAUAGAUAACAGCAGUGUUGCUUCAAAUACUAAUGAUUCCCACACUCGCAUCUUGAACCACCAAGGCCUGCGCCGACGCACUAAUGACAACUACUCUGUUGCACAAAGCGUCAAUCGCGGAAGAGUCACACAUGCCCUCAGUGAUGAUCAACUUGCCUGUGCUCUGAUGGACAGCAAUUCCGUCACAGAGGGGCUUCAGAAUUAUGAGGCAUGGACAAUUGACUUAAGAAAGCUAAACAUGGGUGAAGCUUUUGCACAGGGUGCUUUUGGGAAGCUGUAUAGAGGCACUUACAACGGCGAAGAUGUUGCUAUCAAGAUUUUGGAGAGGCCUGAAAAUGACCCAGAAAAGGCUCAGAUUAUGGAGCAACAGUUCCAACAGGAAGUCAAGAUGUUGGCUACAUUGAAGCAUCCAAACAUAGUGCGUUUUAUCGGUGGCUGCCGUAAACCGAUGGUUUGGUGCAUUGUAACAGAGUAUGCUAAGGGUGGUUCGGUACGUAAUUUCUUGAUGAAGCGGCAGAGCCGGUCAGUUCCAUUGAAGUUAGCAGUGAAGCAAGCUUUGGAUGUUGCGAGGGGGAUGGCAUAUGUCCAUGGUCUCGGGCUGAUUCACAGGGACUUGAAAUCUGACAACCUUUUGAUUAAUUCAGACAAAUCAAUUAAAAUUGCUGAUUUCGGGGUUGCCCGUAUUGAGGUGCAGACAGAAGGAAUGACACCGGAGACUGGGACAUACCGCUGGAUGGCUCCGGAGAUGAUCCAGCAUCGACCGUACACUCAGAAAGUUGAUGUUUACAGCUUUGGGAUUGUUCUUUGGGAACUUAUAACAGGGAUGCUCCCGUUCUCGAAAAUGACAGCGGUACAGGCCGCGUUUGCAGUUGUCAAUAAGGGUGUCCGUCCUAUCAUUCCCCCCGACUGCUUAAGUGUUCUCAGUGAGAUAAUGACGAGAUGUUGGGAUGCGAACCCUGAUGCCAGGCCGCCCUUCAGUGAAGUGGUAAGAAUGCUUGAGAUUGCAGAGACAGAGAUCAUGACAACUGUGCGGAAGGCUCGAUUCAGGUGUUGCAUGACCCAACCAAUGACAACUGACUGAUGCCAAAAGAUAAAAUUGGAAAAAAAGCAGUUUAUUAUAAUGAAAUUGAAAUGAGGAAGAAGGGGUCAAAUAAGGUUGUUAUAUGUAGCCUUCUGUAUUUAGCAGGUUUCAGUUCUUUCUUAAGAUAGAAAAGGGAUGUUUUAUUCAAAAACAUAUUUGGUUUUGAGAUCUCUAUGUUAAUGAAUUUCUGUCAUUGAAUGAGUAAUAGAAGAGAAGGAUUGAUAUG